AUGAAUAAAGAUGACGGAGAAGAACGGCCCUUGAAAAAGCCCAAAAAGUCUCCCGAGGACAAAGGUACUGCCAACUCUUCCACCAAAGCGGAUACAUGUACCAAGAAACCACAAUCCUCAAAACUGUUGAAUCUAAGUAUCUGUGAAACGAAAAACUUUGGACAACAAGAGGUAUUCUCCAACCAGGAUAUCGUUGUCCGUAUCUUCUCCUUUCUCGAUAUCGAAUCCAUCCUACUCAAAGCACGACACGUCAACUCGACAUGGUUCCAAUCUUCUUCUCGGGCCGUCCUCCGUCGAUUGAUACACGACCAAACCAAAUUCUGCUAG
Seminavis robusta is the source of this 327-nucleotide messenger RNA. The record is from the annotation of a GenBank genome assembly. NCBI's taxonomy places the organism in Eukaryota, Bacillariophyta, Bacillariophyceae, Naviculales, Naviculaceae.